Messenger RNA from Lasiodiplodia theobromae, 999 nucleotides. RefSeq names its product Solute carrier family 35 member E3. Bases 1 to 999 code for a protein of 332 amino acids. Gene Ontology annotation, cellular component: Golgi apparatus. The transcript is spliced from 3 exons. Lineage: Eukaryota; Fungi; Ascomycota; Dothideomycetes; Botryosphaeriales; Botryosphaeriaceae. The record is from RefSeq and is a predicted model, not a curated record. Gene Ontology annotation, molecular function: antiporter activity.
AUGAAAGACGAAGAAAAGGUCCCCUUGAGGGAUGAUGCCAGCCCUGCGGUGACCCCCAUCGAAGAAGAGAAGAGCCUGCCGCAAUGGAGGCCCGAUCGCGUCGUCUCGCCCCCUACCACCAAGGACCAGUUCGCUACGGGAUUGUGCAUCCUCCUUAACACCUGUGCCACCGUCGCUAUGGUGUUCCUGAGCAAGCGAAUCUUUUCCGACCCGCAGAUGCAUGAUGCCCAAGUCAUCUUCACCAUCUGGCACUUUGGUUGCACCGGUAUCGUUCUCUGGGUUGCCACUCGUGCGCCGUUCCGCGCCUUCAAGCCUGUCCGGUUACCGCUUCGCGACACCCUGCCAAUCUGCGUCUUGUUCACCUCCUAUGUGAUCCUGGGGAACCUGUCUUUGACGUACAACUCGAUUGGAUUCUACCAGCUCGCCAAGGUCAUGACCACGCCCGUUGUCGUUUUCAUCUGUUUCAUCAUGUUCCGCACCUCGAUCUCCAUCUACAAGGCCCUGGCGAUCGGCUGCAUCUGCGCGGGCGUCAGCCUGACCAACUCCAAUUCCGCUCAAAGCAACCCCUUUGGCGCCAUCGUUUCCGGACUGGCCGUGACGGUCACGGCAUUUUAUCAGAUUUGGAUUGGAAAGAAGCUCGAGGACUUGGACGUUUCUGCUCAACAGCUGCUCCUGAACCAAGCGCCCAUUUCUGCCUUUCUUUUGAUAUUCUGCGUUCCUAUUAUGGACAAGGUUCCUGAUUUCAACGCUAUACCCUCGGACGUCUAUUGGUCCUUGCUCGCAUCUGGCAUCACUGCGAGUGUUCUAAAUCUGUCGCAAUUCCUCAUCAUUAGCCGCACUUCUGCACUGACUUUCAAUGUGGUUGGAAACCUCAAGACCAUUCUUAUCCUUUCCGGCGGCUGGUAUCUCGAAGGCAGAGCUCCGACCUCGCAAGAGGCCUUCGGCGUCUCUCUCGCCAUCGGUGGAGGCUGGCUCUACUCGCACUUGAAGAGGAAAUAA